Molecule: messenger RNA, 1446 nt
Organism: Debaryomyces fabryi
Lineage: Eukaryota; Fungi; Ascomycota; Pichiomycetes; Serinales; Debaryomycetaceae
Gene: CHL4
Product: Chl4p
Exons: 1
Coding region: 1-1446 (481 amino acids)
Biological process (GO): CENP-A containing chromatin assembly; chromosome segregation
Source: RefSeq, a predicted model, not a curated record
AUGGCUAAGAAUGGAAAAGAACGACAGAAUGUGUUACCGAAUACAUAUAUACCAGUUUUGCCUAAGAAAGUAUUGAAUAAUAUACUUGCAAGACUUACUAGACCAUCGCUAUUGGAACUAAUGUCUAUAUGGCCAAAAUUAUUGAAUACACAACCUCAUCUUGAUAAGGGCCAAAAUAAAUAUAAACAAAAGGAGUUGAAUAAGAAGGUAUUACGAGAGGUCAAUGAAAUCAAACACGCAACUUCGAAAUACCCCAAGAGAAAGAUUAUUGACAAAUUGUUAUUUGAAUAUUGGUCGAAUGGGUUAAAUCUACUCCAGUUAUCACAAGUUGAUUGCCAAUUGCUUGUAGACAGACCAAAUGCAUAUUAUUGGAUUCUGUCUACAGUGAGAGAUAUGGAUAAUAAAGAAGUUCCUGUGCUGUUAAACCCUAAGACCUUCCUUGAUCUGUUGGCGAAGGAGUUGAACUUGUUAUACAUGACGUACAUAUACGUGUGUCGUCAUCCUGUAUUCCCAUUAAUAAUAGUAAGAAUCCAGGUAUUUGACUUGCAGCCAAUAAAUACCUCCAAUAAUGUUAACAGACCUCAUAUUUCUUCUCAUAGACCCUAUUUUCUAGCUAUUCCUAUGAACUCUCCUCAUAUUAUACAUUCAACUGGAAAUGAUAUAGUAGCUAAAACUGUAUUACAGGCAGUCGAGAGAAACAUACACCAAAACCCUAGGAAUAUACUUAGGCUUGAAACUUCAUCCAAUCAGAAGCCUAUAAGAUCAUUAGAAUCAAUGCAUAUAUUGCACGGAAACUCGAGAUUUGGUAAUAGUUUAGGUAUUUGGACACCUUAUGCAGAUGCCACAGUUGAUAUGUUUCCAUUGGGUCCGCUUGAAAAUCAUAGUCUAUUACAGGAGAAAAAUAAUUCAGAAAACCAAGAUGAAGAAGAUAAUAAUGAUGACGCAGAUAUGAAAAAAUUGAAGGAGCUUGCUAACUUAAGAUUUAAAGGAUCUAUUAACGGGAAACUAAAGUCAGAAAAGCUAUUUGAUGAUAUUAUACGACCCGGAAAACUGAAAAAAACGAAGAAUCGUAUGUAUGAUAGUAAUCUUGAUAGCAGCGAUGACGACGAAGGUACGACAGGCUUCAAAACUAGUAGAAAUGAAUUUACAUCGGUUGCACCAAUACAAUACUCAGAAUUUUUAAUUAAAGACGAAAUAAAUACGAAUGCAAAAGGAGAAAAUGUAAAUCCGAUGGAUCAAAAUGAGAUGGAUGAUGAUAAGUUCAGUCUGAUAACUAUGAAGUUAACCGGGUUAGACGUGUUUGCUGGCCUACACGAAAUUUCUACGAAAACAACAAAUAAAAGUGAUAUGAUAAUAGAUCCUACUACGAUUCCAUGCUGGCUUACAGGCGAAGAAGGUGCGAGUUGUGGUAUUAUUAAAGAAGGAAAAUUUUCUAAAACUUUAUAA